UGAUUGGGCGAGAUAAUUGUAAGAAUGAAAUUCCUGACUGCGUGUUUGCUGCUGGCUGUGAGCCUGGGGGCUGAGGGUGCGAGGGAGAAGGUGCUUCUGCACUACCACGAGAAUGUCGGCAUCCAACGCGCGGCGGAGAUCAAGCAAGCCGAGCUGGCGGCUGACUUCGACGGCAGCAGGAUUGUUGGCGGCUCAGCUGCAGCGCUCGGGCAAUACCCUUACAUGGGUGGUCUAGUCAUCACGCUAACCAACGGCCUCACGUCAGUAUGCGGCUCUACUUUGAUCUCCAACACACGGCUGGUGACCGCCGCCCACUGCUGGUGGGAUGGCCGCAACCAGGCGAGACAGUUCACCGUCGUGCUCGGUUCCAUCCGGCUGUUCUUCGGAGGCACUCGCAUCAACACCAACAGAGUAGAGAUGCACGGAAGCUGGACCCCGGCCACCGUCAACAACGAUAUUGCUAUUAUAACCAUCAAUUCAGUCAGCUUCAAUAACAACAUCAGGAGCAUCGCGCUGGCAUCUGGUAGCGCCGACUUCGCCGGCCAGUGGGCGCAGGCUGCCGGUUUCGGAGCCACAAGAGACGGAGGUAGCGUGGGUAUCACCCAGACGUUGUCGCACGCUCGGGUCCAGGUCAUCACGAACGCGGCCUGCCAGCAGGUGUACGGCCCACAGGUCAUCAUUGCCUCAACCCUCUGUAUCAGCGGUGCUGGCGGCGUCAGCACCUGCCAUGGAGACUCCGGCGGCCCCCUCGUCAUCAACAACCAGCUGGUUGGUGUGACGUCAUUCGGCUCCGACACCGGCUGCCAGCGCAAUCUGCCCGCCGGCUUCGCUCGCGUCACCUCCUUCAACUCCUGGAUCCGCGCCCGCAUGUAAACGAAUUUGGUUCUUAAUUGUAACAAAUAAAGUCCGUUUUUCUAUA
Molecule: messenger RNA, 919 nt
Organism: Papilio polytes (common Mormon)
Lineage: Eukaryota; Metazoa; Arthropoda; Insecta; Lepidoptera; Papilionidae
Product: collagenase-like
Exons: 5
Coding region: 25-873 (282 amino acids)
Biological process (GO): proteolysis
Molecular function (GO): serine-type endopeptidase activity
Source: RefSeq, a predicted model, not a curated record